Messenger RNA from Schistosoma guineensis, 597 nucleotides. Lineage: Eukaryota; Metazoa; Platyhelminthes; Trematoda; Strigeidida; Schistosomatidae. The record is from the annotation of a GenBank genome assembly.
AUGUUUGCAGUAUUGGUAGCUGGAAGACCAGUACAAACAAGUUUUAAUAGAGUAUCAGAGUCUCAGUUUCUUCUGGAUUUGCUACCCUUAAAUGAUGUAAAUCACAUUGUUGUGUUUCUAACAGGAGAAACUGUCUUUCCGCCAAAUAUGGGUGGCGGGGUUUACCUGGGGAUUCAGCAAAAUGGGGUCCCUAACUGGCACUUUCUUGGUGUUCUAACGAACGAGAAGCCUAGCGCGAUAUAUAAAGUUGGCAAACUUGCUAAAAAUGCACAGCUUCAAAAUGUUAUACACCCAUUUGGCACUAAUGCCUCUUUUCAAUGCUCAAAUGGAGUCGUACCUGCUCAAAUAGGAAUUUCUGUUGAUCUUUUAACAAAUCUGCCACAACAAACAGAAGAAAUCACUCCUGAAUCAUCAGUUUCUGCUGAUAAGAUGACUCAGUUCACUCGAUUCGCAGCUGAAAGUUUAUUUAAUUAUGUUGCUAGUUUUGCACGUGAUAAUUCAACAUCUGAUCCUCUUGUACCAAUGUCAGCAAUUAAAAGAUGGUUUGAUACUAUGUUACAGAAACUCUCCCUUGAUGCAUCGUUUUGGCGAAAGUGA